This is a messenger RNA of Pteronotus mesoamericanus, 3012 nucleotides long. RefSeq names its product tenascin N (gene TNN). Gene Ontology annotation, cellular component: perisynaptic extracellular matrix. The coding region runs from base 1 to 3012 and encodes 1003 amino acids. Gene Ontology annotation, biological process: regulation of cell adhesion. Gene Ontology annotation, molecular function: protein binding. Lineage: Eukaryota; Metazoa; Chordata; Mammalia; Chiroptera; Mormoopidae. The record is from RefSeq and is a predicted model, not a curated record. The transcript is spliced from 15 exons.
AUGGGUCAUCGGGGCAUGUCCUGCGUCCCCCUGGGGCUCCUAUUUGGCUCCGUGCUCCUGGCGGCCUCGGCCCCGGCCACUCCCGAGCCUCCUGGCUGCAGUGACAAGGAGCAGCAUCAGGUGACCGUCAGCCACACCUACAAGAUUGACGUGCCCAAGUCCGCGCUGGUCCAGGUGGAAGCGGACCCUCAGCCCCUCGGGGACGAGGGGGCCUCACUCCUGGCCCUGGGAGAGGCUGGGGAACAGAAUGUCAUCUUCAGACACAACAUCCGCCUGCAGACCCCGCAGAAGGACUGUGCGCUGGCGGACCCCGUCCGGGACCUCCUGGCCCGGGUGAGGAGGCUGGAGGAGGAGGUGGCGGAGGUGAAGGCGCGGUGCCACGCCCAGCGUUGCUGCCAAGGGGCUGCCGGUGUGAGCCACCACUGCAGCGGCCACGGAACCUUCUCGCAGGAGACCUGCAGCUGCCGCUGCGAGCCGGGCUGGGAGGGCGCUGACUGCGCCACGCCCGCCUGCCCCGGGAACUGCAGCGGGCAGGGCGUGUGCGUGCAGGGCGUGUGCCGGUGCCACGAGGCCUUCACCACGGAGGACUGCAGCGAGCGGCGCUGCCCCGGCGACUGCAGCGGCCACGGCUUCUGCGACACGGGCGAGUGCUACUGCGAGGAGGGCUUCACGGGCCCGGACUGCGCGCAGGUGGCCGGCCCGCAGAACCUGCAGCUGCUCUCGGGCUCGGAGCACUCCCUGCUGGUGGGCUGGCGGCCCUCGGCGGAGGCGGACCACUACCUCCUGGGCUACCACCCGCUGGGGGAGGCGCUCUCUGGGCAGCCGGUGCACGUGCCCAGGGAGCAGCACAGCUACGACAUCCGUGGCUUGCUGCCUGGGACCGAGUACGUCGUCACCCUGCGCAACGUGAGGAAAGGCGUGUCCAGCAGCCCCCAGCACCUCCUGGCCACCACAGAUCUCGCUGCGCUGGGCACUGCUUGGGUGACAGACCAGACGGAGAGCUCCCUGGAGGUGGAGUGGGAGAACCCCCCAACCGAGGUGGACCAUUACAAGCUGCUGUACGGCCCCCUGACGGGGCAGGAGGUGGCCGAGGUCACCGUGCCCAAGAGCAGCAACCCCAAGAGCAGAUACGACAUCACCGGUCUGCAGCCCGGGACCGACUACAGGAUCACCGUUGUCCCUGUGAGAGGAGACCUGGAGGGCAAGCGGGUUCUCCUGACCGGCACCACGGACAUUGAUAGCCCGUCCAACGUGGUCACGGAUCAAGUGACAGAAGACUCGGCGGUGGUGUCCUGGGACCCCGUCCAGGCUGCCAUCGAUAAGUACGUGGUGCGCUACGCCUCGGCCGACGGGGAGACGCGGGAGACGGCGGUGCACAGGGAGCAGAGCAGCACCGUGCUGACGGGCCUGAGGCCGGGGGAGGCCUACCGCGUGCUCGUGUGGGCCGAGCGGGGCGGCCGGGCCAGCGGGAAGGCCGACGCCAUGGCCCUGACAGAAAUUGACAGUCCCCAAAACCUGGUGACCGACCGGGUAACGGAGACCACGGCCACCAUCUCCUGGGACCCGGUGCGGGCGGCCAUCGACAGGUACCUGGUGCGCUACACGUCUGCUGACGGAGACGCCGGGGAGGUGCCGGUGGGGAAGGAGCAGAGCGGCACGGAGCUGACGGGCCUGCGGCCGGGCGUGGAGUACACGGUGCAGGUGUGGGCCCAGCGGGGGGCCCGCGAGGGCCGCAAGGCCGGCACCUCCGCCGAGACAGAAAUUGACAGUCCCCAAAACCUGGUGACCGACCGGGUGACGGAGACCACGGCCACCAUCUCCUGGGACCCGGUGCGGGCGGCCAUCGACAGGUACCUGGUGCGCUACACGUCUGCUGACGGAGACGCCGGGGAGGUGCCGGUGGGGAAGGAGCAGAGCGGCACGGAGCUGACGGGCCUGCGGCCGGGCGUGGAGUACACGGUGCAGGUGUGGGCCCAGCGGGGGGCCCGCGAGGGCCGCAAGGCCGGCACCUCCGCCGAGACAGACAUCGACCCUCCCAGAAACUUGCGACCGUCUGGUGUGACACAGUCUGGGGGAGUACUGACCUGGACGCCCCCCUCUGCUCAGAUCGAUGGCUACAUUCUGACCUACCGGCUCCCGGACGGCACUGACAAGGAGGUGCGGCUCGGACAAGGGGAUCAGAGGUUUGAGCUGCAAGACCUUGAGCAGGGCGCCGCCUAUUCUAUCUCCCUGGUUGCCUUUAAGGGUGAUCGCCGGAGCAGGGGAGUGUCCACCGCCUUGUCCACAGUCGGUGCCCGUUUCCCACACCCCGCGGACUGCAGUCAAGUCCAACAGAACGGCGCUGCCGCCAGCGGCCUGCACACCAUCUUCCUGCACGGCGACCCCGGCUGGCCGCUGCAGGUGUACUGCGACAUGGCCACGGACGGCGGCGGCUGGAUCGUCUUCCAGAGGCGGAACACCGGGCAGCUGGACUUCUUCAAGCGCUGGCGGACCUACGUGGAAGGCUUUGGGGACCCCAGGAAGGAGUUCUGGCUUGGACUCGACAAGCUGCACAACCUCACCACUGGUACCCCGACCCGGUACGAGGUGAGGGUGGACUUGCAGACAGCCAACGAGUCUGCCUACGCCGUGUACGACCUCUUCCAGGUGGCCUCCAGCAAGGAGCGGUACAAGCUCACCGUCGGCAAAUACCGAGGCACCGCAGGGGACGCGCUUUCCUACCACAAUGGCUGGAAGUUUACGACCUUUGACAGAGACAACGACAUCGCCCUCAGCAACUGCGCCCUGACGCAUCAUGGCGGCUGGUGGUACAAGAACUGCCACUUGGCCAACCCCAAUGGCAGAUACGGGGAGACCAAGCACAGCGAGGGGGUGAACUGGGAGCCGUGGAAAGGACACGAAUUCUCCAUUCCUUAUGUGGAGCUGAAAAUCCGCCCCCAUGGCUAUAGCGGGGGGCACGUCCUGGACAGGAAGAAGCGGACCCUGGGAGAAAAUUCGAGAAUGUUCUGGUGA